Molecule: messenger RNA, 1865 nt
Organism: Vespa crabro (European hornet)
Lineage: Eukaryota; Metazoa; Arthropoda; Insecta; Hymenoptera; Vespidae
Gene: CCT2
Product: T-complex protein 1 subunit beta
Exons: 7
Coding region: 110-1714 (534 amino acids)
Biological process (GO): protein folding
Cellular component (GO): chaperonin-containing T-complex; cytosol
Molecular function (GO): ATP binding; ATP-dependent protein folding chaperone; ATP hydrolysis activity
Source: RefSeq, a predicted model, not a curated record
GCCAUUAUAUCUGGAAUCUCUUUACGUUUGUCGUGUCUUUCGUUUUCCUCGAAGUUAGAAUUACAUUUGAUAUUGGAUUCAGAUAUAGAUUCUUUCAUAGCGUUUCACGAUGGUUUCCUUAAAUCCUGUAAGGAUUCUCAAAAAUGAGGCAGAGGAGGAAAAAGCAGAAAUUGCUAGAUUGAGCUUAUUUGUAGGAGCAAUAGCGAUAGGAGAUUUGGUAAAAUCGACAUUAGGACCUAAAGGUAUGGAUAAGAUUUUGGUAGCUCAUGGAAGAUCUGCAGGUCAAGUACAAGUUACCAAUGAUGGAGCUACAAUUCUUAAAAGCGUUGGUGUAGACAAUCCUGCUGCUAAAAUUUUAGUUGACAUGUCACGUGUUCAAGAUGAUGAAGUUGGAGAUGGGACUACUUCUGUUACAGUACUUGCUGCUGAAUUAUUGAAAGAGGCAGAAAAAUUAAUAGAACAAAAAAUUCAUCCACAAACCAUUAUUUCUGGUUGGAGAAAUGCAACUAAUGUAGCAAGAGAAGCACUCAAAAAUGCAGCUGCAGAUAAUUCUGCAGAUAGUGAAUGCUUUCGUGAAGAUCUACUGAAUAUUGCACGUACAACUUUGAGUUCAAAGAUCUUAUCUCAACAUAAGGAACACUUCAGCAAGUUGGCAGUAGAUGCAGUAUUGAGACUUAAAGGGUCUGGAAAUUUAUCGGCUAUCCAAGUAAUUAAAAAACGUGGAGGAACUCUUUCAGAUUCUUUUCUGGAUGAAGGUUUUUUAUUAGAUAAAAAGCCUGGUCUUCAUCAGCCUCAAAAAAUUACAGAUGCACAUAUACUUAUAGCUAAUACUCCAAUGGAUACUGACAAAAUUAAGGUAUUUGGCUCCAGAGUUCGUGUUGAUUCUAUGGCAAAAAUUGCUGAAUUGGAAGUAGCAGAGAAAGAAAAGAUGAAGGAUAAAGUUGAAAAAAUCAUAAAACAUGGUUGCAACGUUUUCAUAAAUCGACAACUAAUUUAUAAUUAUCCUGAACAAUUAUUUGCUGAUGCUGGAAUUAUGGCUAUUGAGCAUGCUGAUUUUGAUGGAAUUGAAAGACUUGCUCUUGUUACUGGCGGAGAAAUAGUCAGUACAUUUGAUCAUCCUGAGAUGGUAAAACUUGGUAAAUGUGAACUCAUUGAACAGGUGAUGAUUGGUGAAGACACACUACUUCGAUUUUCUGGCGUUGCUUUGGGAGAAGCGUGUACUGUCAUUAUACGAGGAGCUACUCAACAAAUUCUUGAUGAAGCAGAACGGUCAUUGCAUGAUGCUCUUUGUGUUUUGGCGGCAACAGUACGUGAAUCGCGAAUUGUUUAUGGCGGAGGUUGCAGCGAAAUGGUAAUGGCAUGUGCUGUUAUGAAAGCAGCAGCUGCGACUCCUGGAAAAGAAGCAGUUGCAAUGGAAGCUUUUGCAAAAGCUUUACAACAAUUGCCUACUGUUAUUGCUGAUAAUGCUGGUUAUGAUUCGGCUCAAUUAGUCAGCGAACUAAGAGCCGCACAUAAUUCUGGAGCCAAUACGAUGGGUCUGGAUAUGGAAACAGGAAGAAUCGGUUGUAUGAAACGACUAGGAAUUACAGAAUCAUGGGUUGUAAAGAGACAAGUUUUACUAAGUGCUGCAGAAGCAGCAGAAAUGAUACUACGUGUGGAUGAUAUUUUAAGAGCUGCACCAAGAAAGCGCGUCAAGGACCGUGGACGUUGUUAAUAGUGAAAAUGAUUUAAUUGCUAUUACAUUAUUUACAUUGCUUCUCUGAUUUGUAAUACGCGCAUUAUAUCGACUUACUUAUAUUUCAAACUAAAUAUUACACACAUCCUCGUUUUUAUUAUUUAAUACACUUAUUUCGAACAACUUAAAA